This is a messenger RNA of Paramormyrops kingsleyae, 4309 nucleotides long. RefSeq names its product DENN/MADD domain containing 6A (gene dennd6a). NCBI's taxonomy places the organism in Eukaryota, Metazoa, Chordata, Actinopteri, Osteoglossiformes, Mormyridae. Gene Ontology annotation, molecular function: guanyl-nucleotide exchange factor activity. Gene Ontology annotation, cellular component: recycling endosome. The record is from RefSeq and is a predicted model, not a curated record.
AUGGCCUUGCAUGGUCAAGGGGGAAUGGAGGAACCGGUUGAGGAGCCCGAAGACUUUCGGCAAGGGGAUGUCAGCAUCUCCCCGGCGAUUGAAGUGCCCGACGCGGGGCCCGGAGUGGAGACCCCCGCGGAGCCGCUGCUUUUGCCUUGGGACCGAUUCUCCGCCUGGCUGCACUGUAUCUGCGUGGUGGGCUUUGAUCUGGAGCUGGGGCAGGCGGUGGAGGUCAUUUACCCACACCACUCAAAACUCACAGACAAAGAGAAAACAAGUAUAUGUUACCUGUCUUUCCCAGACUCAAAUUCAGGCUGUCUGGGGGACACGCAGUUCUGUUUCCGUUUCCGCCAAGCAUCAGGCAGGAAGUCUUCCCUCGGCUGCUUCCUGGAUCAGUUCGACAGAGAUGCCCCCCUCUGCCUCAAGAGAGAUCAAGGCUAUUACUAUGGAUAUGUAUACUUCAGGCAAGUCCGCGACAAGUCGCUCAAGAGAGGAUACUUCCAGAAGUCCCUGGUCCUCAUCAGCAAGCUCCCCUACGUCACCUUCUUCCACUCCUUGCUCAAGCUCGUCGCCCCUGAGUAUUUCGAGAAGCAGGAGCCGUGUCUGGAAGCCGCCUGCAAUGACAUUGACCGAUGGCCGACGCCAUACCCUGGGAAAAUCUUAAUGCUUCCAAUAAUGGGAGUUGUCAUGAAGAUUCGGAUCCCGGCCUGUUAUGACAAGCCCGGCAUGUCACAGCUGGUCCAGUCGUCGGAGAAUGACAACCUGGUCUCCGUUGUCCUGCCCACCAUUCACGAGGUGGACCUCUUCAGGUGUUUCAGCCCCGUCUUCUUUCACAUCCAGAUGUUGUGGGAGCUAGUAUUGUUAGGAGAGGCCCUGGUCGUCAUGGCUCCUUCGCCGGCUGAGUCCUCUGACACGGUGCUGGCACUGGUCAGCUGUAUAUCCCCGCUGCGCUACUGCAGCGACUUCAGGCCCUACUUCACCAUCCAUGACAGUGAGUUCAAGGAGUACACCACCCGCACGCAGGCCCCGCCGUCCGUCAUCCUUGGGGUGACGAAUCCCUUCUUUGCCAAAACCCUCCAGCACUGGCCUCACAUCAUCCGGAUUGGGGAUAUGAAACAAGCAGGGGAGGUGACUAAACAGAUGAAGGUGAAGAAGCUGAAGAACUUGAAGACCUUGGAUUCCAAACCAGGAGUGUACAGCUCCUACAAGCCGUUCCUGAACCGGGACGAGGAGAUCAUCAAGCAGCUGCAGCGGGGUGUCCAGCAGAAGCGGCCCUCCGCCGCCCAGAACGCCAUCCUCCGGAGGCACUUCCUGGAGCUGACCCAGAGCUUCAUCAUUCCCUUGGAGCGCUACGUGGCGAGUCUGAUGCCUUUGCAGAAAAGCAUUUCACCUUGGAAGAGCCCUCCUCAGCUGCGGCCGUUCAGCCAAGAUGAGUUCAUGAAGACGCUGGAGAAGGCGGGGCCACAGCUCACCUCACGCCUCAAAGGAGACUGGAUUGGUCUCUAUAGGCAGUUCCUGAAGUCUCCCAACUUCGAUGGUUGGUUCCGGAACCGCAGGAAGGAGAUGACCCAGAAACUUGAGGCGCUGCACCUGGAGGCCCUCUGUGACGAGGACCUGCAGCUACGCAUCCAGAAGCACACAGAGGUGGAGACGGUGGACCUCGUGCUCAAGCUGAAGGAUAAACUGACGCAGGCAGAGAGGGAGCAGCUUCCAGUCAAAGCGGGAACGCUGGCCAGACUGCGGGCCCACAUCGAGACCGUCAUCCUGUCCCUGCCCGAGGAUCUGCAGGGGAUCCUGCUCAAGUCAUCCAGCCCAUGAAGUCGACCCUCUGCUGCCCCCAUGGGGAUGGGGGUGUGGAUGACGGCACUGUCCCCAGAGCCAGGACUGAUCCAGGCGGUUGCAUUUUUUUUUUCCCCCCCCCACGCUGAGAAUAUUUCCCUGAAACGCCCCCCGUGCUGCCCCCAUAUACAAUGCUGGCGUUGGUAGAACCGCCGAUUUGUGUGUUUACAUGCAGCCAGGACACGGCUUUGAUAUUGCUCUGCAAUACCAUGGCAACUUCGGGGAAAAUGUGCAUCAUUAUCUCACGGUACCUCCAGCGAGUCCUUUCGUCUCUCCCUGCCCUCAAACACGCCCCCGGCAGGAGCUGAGUGGAUGUGCAGACUUUGGCAGAUUAGAGGUAUGGGUUUUGACAACUCCCCUACCUUCCCCUUGGUUUGUCUGAGGUGGGAAAAGCCACUGACGGCACCUUUGGUGGCUUUUAAUCAGGGGUUACAGUAGGUGUUUAAGCUCAUAGGUCGUAACAUGUCAUGUGAUUUGAGUUAAUGUCCAAUCAGGGACUGAGAGGAUGCUCUAAGCAGCUUAAGGCCUUUGAGGGGCCUCUGAGCAUGUUUUAAAGUGUAAUGAUGUGACACUAAGAUGUCUGACAGCGUGACUGUGAUGCAGGGGCAUAGAUGUGGUCAGGAGGCUGCCAGGACUCACUCACCCAGUUUAGGAUUCUGGAAAGUUCACCGAAGGUGGGUUUAUGUUAGACUUGCUACUGUCAUCAUUAAAAUCGUUCUGCCCCAUUUCCGGACACUCUGUCUGCACUAGCUGACCUUUACAGAUCUCUUUCCAAAUCAAGUUAAGGGGCACAGCCUUCAAUGACCGAUCUUUUGAAGAAACUAAUGUUGCCUUAUGUUAGUAUUCAAUGUGAUGAGGCUAUUUCAUUUUUAUUUAAAAUUAUUUAUUUAGGGUGUAUGUGUUAAAUGUGCGUUAAAUUGUGGUCUUUUAAAUGUAAAGUUGCCUUACUCGAAGCAGGUAUACUUACAGGUUGGUUAAUUAGAUUUAUGGGGUAUGUAACAUAAGAAGGCAGUAUUGUAUGUGAAAGAGUGAAUAAUUACACAGUAAGGGCUUGCUAAGGUAACGGCCUAUAACAUUCCUUUAAGUCUGUAGGAAUGCGUCUGUGAUUUGGGCAAAAGUCAGUCAACUGCAACCUUCCAACUAUACUGUGCCUUUUGGACCCCGUUUGCUCACAUGUGGUUUUUAUUUACCGCGUUUUAAUGUGUAGGGAAAUUCUAACACCUUCUCCUGUGGUUGUAAAGCAGUAUUCUGCCAAGCCAUACAACACUUAAUCUUCAGAGUACGAGGGCUGUUCAAACGUUAAUGACACUUUACUAACUUAUUUAACGCGAACAAUGUUAACCACAGCAUUUCGUAACAUAUGUUUGUACAGAUUAAUUACUUGUCUUUUCAUACAAAGCGCUCUUAACCAGACAACCAUUUUCAUGUUUGUGUGUAUGCAUGUGUGUAUGUGGGUACAUACUUGUAACAGUACCUCUUAUCACUGAGGUCUCUCAUACUAUAUGGUGCUCCAUUUAGAGAUUCUAAAAAUGGAAUGAAUAGUUCUGGUAUUUGAACAAACGUGUAUAAGGGGUGGACAAGUCCAAAGGUGAAGAUGCUCAAGGGUGGCUGGGCAGGCUGGGUAGGCUGGGUACACUGGUUUAUGUCCCCCUCCCCUCCAAGUUGGCCAUGCACAUCUUUUGUAGUUUUUUCUGAGCUGGUCAUACUGGUCUCUGUAGUUUUUCUUUGUUGGAGUCAUCGUUUGGACAGCAAGUCCCUGGGCUGCCGUUUCAGGAGGUGACCUACAUUGUAUAAUCUGUCAGAUUCCAGACUUUUUAGUGGAUUUUUCUUACCCCUCUGUUAGAAAGCAAUACAUUGAUAGAUCAUGCAAUAGAGCUGCAAUGUCAUUGAAAUCACUGUCCUUUUUCUGACCAGAUUACCAAUGUUUUACUUUUUCCAGUCUUGACAUAUGCUCUGUGUUAAGGUUUAUUUUCCCUGCUCAAAGUAGGGGCAGUAUCUUCUUAAACAAUUUAAAUCAGUGUUUUCUGGCACAGAAUCUGUGACUAUUGGUUGUUGGGCAACCAGAAAAGUUUAUAUUUUAAAGAUGAACCUAUUUUAACAUGUUUGAAUUUUAUAUAGAGAUCUAUUCUCAUACAUUAUUCUGAUAUAAUUACGCAAAUGUAAAAUUACUGUUGAAGAUAUUUGAAUAUUUUAAGUUUAUUAGUUGAAGCUGUUGUGAGUAAUGCAUUUUAGUUUGGAUUAAUUUGCAUAUUGACAGUUAAUUGGAACACAGAGGCAGUAAAUUCUGUUGGGUAUACUGAUAUUAGAAACUAUUCAUUGACCCUUGUGUAUGAAAGCCAUAACCACUUGCAUUCUGCAUAAUGAUUUUAUUUUUUUAACGUCCAACAUCUGUAUGAACGCAACAUUUCUUCACCUGCAGGUUCUUUUAAUGAGAGUUGGUAUUUUUAUUUUACAUGAAUAAAAUGACAACCAGAAAGUG